This is a messenger RNA of Myzus persicae (green peach aphid), 852 nucleotides long. RefSeq lists its product as uncharacterized. The transcript has 2 exons. NCBI's taxonomy places the organism in Eukaryota, Metazoa, Arthropoda, Insecta, Hemiptera, Aphididae. The record is from RefSeq and is a predicted model, not a curated record. Bases 412 to 816 code for a protein of 134 amino acids. Gene Ontology annotation, biological process: proteasome assembly.
ACUAUCAACCAAUUUCCUGCUUGCCUAGACUUGAUUCCGCCAUUUCAGGGUCCGUUGUAACUUGUAUCUUGGGGUUCGAAUUUUCAGACUGAUUUAUACUGUUCAUAGUUCGUACUAUUAUAAGUUCAUUAUCUUGUGUGUUCGUAGUUUUGUUUUUGAAGUUUUCGACCCGCCUACUUCAAGUCUUCAACCAACAUUAAACAUUUGAAAAUAAAUUUAAUAUUAUUUAAAUACGAUACAAAUUGUUUUGAAUUAAACCUCUAGUUGAAAAUUGAUUACUUUAUGAUUCAUUGAUUAAAUUUAUGAACAUUAAAAACCUAUAAUAUUCAACACAUCGGCAGAUUUUAAAGAAGAACAAAUUCAUUUACCACAUAAGUUAUUCACAAACUAGUAUCAAGUUUGUUUUGAGAAAUGGAGAUCCCUGAAAAAAACCUAGAAAUUGCCACUAUAGAGUACGUUAAACCAAGAACUAAAAUGUUUUCUUUUACAUCAGAAGUAUUAGGUGUUACUUUAUACAAUCAAAUAUUGUGUUUUGAUAAUUGUUUUUUUGUUGUUAUUAAUCAAGACAAUAUGUUUUCAUGCUUAUCUGUUGCUAUGACACAAAGAAAUAGUAUGGAUACAAUAUCCAGUGCUAUUUUCAGCACAGAUCCUGAUAGUAGAUCGGAAUCAAUAGCUAAUACAUUAACAAAAAGUUUGAAAACAUCAACUCCAAUAUAUGUGAGUUUUAAUGCAAAUAUUGAAACUAUUGGGUUGAAAGAUGUUAUUUCAAGCUUAAUUAAUUUUUUUAAAUCUCAUUCAGAAAUACGAAUUUGUUAAAUAAAUAUUGAAUUAAAAUAUAAAUAAUAAAUAUUA